Messenger RNA from Symbiodinium pilosum, 702 nucleotides. The record is from the annotation of a GenBank genome assembly. Lineage: Eukaryota; Dinophyceae; Suessiales; Symbiodiniaceae.
AUGUUGAUGGGGAGCGGGAGGUACAAUACCCCGAUAUUGAUCAGCACUACUGGUGCUGCAAAGGGGAAAAAAGACAAGGAAAAGAAAAAGGAUGCCCAACCGGCGAUGUCUCAGACAGAGGACAUCCUGAACUCGAUUUUGCCGCCCCGGGAAUGGACACAGGAGGAUCAACUCUGGGUGCAAUACGUUUCCAGUACACCAGCGACCCGAGCAGAUGUUGUCAACCUGCAAGAGGACUUGGACAAAUGGCUGCAGCAGAGACAGGCGCGCGAGACAGGCAUAUGUCCAAUCCGGGAGGAGCUAUAUUCUCAGUGCUUCGAUGAGUUGAUCCGCCAAGUGACAAUCAUUUGUGCAGAGCGUGGCCUGCUGCUCCUGCGAGUACGCGAUGAAAUCAGGAUGACAAUCUGUGCCUACCAGAGCCUCUACGAGUCUUCCAUAGCUUUCGGCAUGCGCAAGGCCUUGCAGGCUGAGCAGCGCCGCAACCAGCACAACAAGAAGAUGAAGGAUCUGCAAGUGGCCAACAAGAAGCUCCGGGAUGAGGUAGAGGAGUUGGAAAACAAGAUCACGCAGAUAGAGAAGCAUGAGGCCGAGCGGCGGGAACAAGAAGAGCGCAAGCACAAGGAGGAGGUUGAGAGCCUGAAGAAGCUUAAUGCGCAGCGGAAGGAGCAGCUUGAGGCCAUGCUUCAAGCUCCAAAGAAGUGA